This is a messenger RNA of Pseudonaja textilis, 1862 nucleotides long. NCBI's taxonomy places the organism in Eukaryota, Metazoa, Chordata, Lepidosauria, Squamata, Elapidae. The record is from RefSeq and is a predicted model, not a curated record.
AUUGUGGAAGGACCUUCAGGCAGAAAAAACAUCUUAAUUCACACAAGAGGGUCCACAAAGAGAAGGAGCAGCAUCAAGGCUUCCCCUGUGGAAAGACCGUCGGAAGCAGCGCCUCCCUUACUUCCCAUCAAAGUCUCCACAGACAGGAAAGGUUGCACCGACGCAGGGAGGGUAGAAUGAGGUUUACUCAAAGCAAGGAACCGAAUUCCCGGAAAAAAAGACCCACUGGGAAGAAAUCAUGUAAAUGCCUGGAAUGUGGGAAGAGCUUCCGCUCUGCAAGUGACCUCACUUGCCAUAAUAGGAUCCAUACAGGGGAAAAGCCAUAUCAUUGCGCCGUGUGUGGAAAAAGCUUUGCACAAAAGGGCAAUUUCAAUUCACAUAAGAGGAUCCACACUGGAGAGAAGCCGUAUAAAUGCACAGAGUGUGGAAAAUGCUUCAGUGCCCCAGGUAUUCUUACUUCCCAUAAGAGGAUCCACACAGGGGAGAAACCCUAUGAAUGCCUGGAGUGCGGAAAAAGCUUUAGCAGAAGUGGUGCUCUAACCUUACAUAAUAGGAUGCAUAAAGGGGAGAAACCUUAUCAAUGCCUGCAAUGCGGAAAAAGCUUCAAUCAAAAAGUUCAUCUUAAAUCACACGAGAGGAUCCACACGGGAGAAGAACCAUUUGAAUGCACGGAGUGUGGAAAGACCUUCCAUUGUUCUUCAACCCUUACAUCCCAUCAUAGAAUCCACACAGGGGAGAAGCCCUUUCAAUGCCUGCAGUGUGGAAAGCACUUUUCCACUUCUGGUGGCCUUCAUGUCCAUGAACGGAGCCACACAGGGGAGAAACCGUACAAAUGCUUGGAGUGUGGAAAGAGCUUCCGUAAAUGCGAUCAUCUAACGUCACACAGAAGAAUCCACAGUGGAGAGAAACCAUAUCAAUGCACCAGGUGUGGGAAGAGCUUCAGUAAUUCACGUAGUCUUACUGUCCAUAAAAGGAUCCACACAGGUGAAAAGCCUCAUAAGUGCCCUGAAUGUGACAAACGCUUCACUGAUUUGCGGUCCCUCGCUCAUCACAAAAGGCUCCACACUGGAGAGAAACCAUAUGAAUGCCGCACGUGUGGAAACAGCUUCAGUGCAAAAAAUAGCUAUGUCAUACAUAGCAGGACCCACACUGGGGAGAAACCUUAUCAGUGCCAGGAGUGUGGAAAAUGCUUCAGUGAUUCUGGAGCACUGAGGAUCCAUAAAAGGAUUCACACAGGGGAGAAACCCUUUAAGUGCAUGGAGUGUGGCAUGAGUUUCAGGACAAGUGGUUGCCUUGGUAUCCACAAGAGGAUCCACACUGGGGAGAAACCGUAUACAUGUCAUGAGUGCAGAAAAACCUUUAGACAUAAUCGUUCAUUCAGGUACCAUCGAAGGCUUCACUCAGGGGAAAAACCCUAUAAAUGCCUGGAAUGUGGAAAAUGUUAUAAUGAUAGUAGCAGUCUUACCUACCACAAUAGGAUCCACACAGGAGAGAAACCGUUUAAAUGCAUCGAGUGUGGAAAGAGUUUCAAAGAUGUUUGCAGUCUUACCGUCCAUAAAAGGACCCACACAGGUGAAAAGCCUUAUAAGUGCACUGAAUGUGACAAAUGCUUCACCAAUUCGGGGGCCCUCACUUGCCACAAAAGGGUCCACACUGGGGAGAAACCCUAUACAUGUCAUGAGUGCGGAAAAACCUUUAGAUAUAAUUGUUCACUCAGGUACCAUAGAAGGCUUCACUCGGGAGAAACCCUAUAAAUGCCUGGAGUGUGGAAAAUGUUAUAAUGAGAGUGACAGUCUUACCUCCCACAAUAGGAUCCACACAGGAGAGAAACCGUUUAAAUGCAUCGAGUGUGGAAAGAGUUU